Messenger RNA from Lycium ferocissimum, 876 nucleotides. RefSeq lists its product as uncharacterized. Lineage: Eukaryota; Viridiplantae; Streptophyta; Magnoliopsida; Solanales; Solanaceae. The transcript is spliced from 9 exons. The annotation marks the transcript as partial. The record is from RefSeq and is a predicted model, not a curated record.
UUAAAGACUCUGUUCGCCGUGUUGGGAUGUUUGGUUUCAGCCUCAGUAAUAUACACUAUCGCUACUGAUGGCCUCCCUUUCCGCAUUGAACUCCUCACCCCAUGGAUGGCAGCACUACUGAUAGAUUUCUACAUCCACAUUCUUGCUAUAGGGUCGUGGGUUGCCUACAAGGAAUCCAACUGGACUACAUCAAUACUUUGGGGGGUCUUGCUAUUAUGUUUAGGAAGCAUUACUACAUGUGGCUACAUUGUAUUGCAAUUGCUGAAGCUUUCAACUCAGGAAUCUUUACAGGAUCCAAUUUACUUUGUCCUAUUACGACGCCAGAAAAAGACUGAAACAGAACAAAAGAGGAGGUGUUCUAAUUUAACCGCAAGAAUUCUCUCUCUUGCUUUGAGCUGUCUGAUGCUGGGGACGUUGAUUUACACCAUUGUAACUGAUGGUUCUCCAUUUCGCAAAGAUAUUUUCACUCCGUGGCUGUCAGCAACAGUUAUUGAUUUCUAUGUCAAUGUUGUGGCUCUCUCGGUCUGGGUUGCAUAUAAGGAAUCAAGUUGGCUAAGUGCAGCUUUCUGGAUAAUACUAAUAAUUUGUUUUGGCAGCAUCAGCACAUGUGCCUAUAUUGCUCUACAGCUUUUCAGUCUCUCAUCUCAAGAUCCCGUCUACCUUGUUCUUUUCAGCAGUCGCAGCAGGGCAGAAAGAGGGUAUGAAGGAAUGUCUGAAACAGGGAACGUUUAUGGCUGAUUUGGUUUGAAUUGAUAAUUGGACUCUUUCAUCAUUUUCUUUAACAAAAUACGUAAAAUAAUAAACUUCUGAUGUACAUAUAUUUGUGUGGAAGGACAAAAUCUUUUCUGUGAUAAUUAUUUUACUGUCUUUUGUGGA